GUCACCAACAUGGCGCAGCCCAUCAGCGAAACUUUACCAAUUUGUUUUCUCCUUACAAAGUAAUUGUUUUCAUUGAAUAAUGGCAGUUUUGACUGCUUUUUUUGCCUGUGGUGGUGCAUUCGUAUCUGCAACAUUCUGGCUGUACCUGCUGUCGAUUAAUUUACCGUCACUGCCAAGUGAUCUGCAAAGCGCAUCAGGGAAUGAAAGUAUUGAGUUGAGAUUUCCCACCAACCUCGACGAUCUCAACAAUCUCGCCGAGUUACUACAAGAAUACAAAACCAAUAACUAUGGGUACGUCAUGUUGCUAUUCUGUAGCGCUUAUCUCUACAAACAAACAUUCGCCAUUCCUGGAUCAGUAUUUAUGAACCUUUUAGGAGGGGCAUUAUUUGGUAUCUGGUAUGCCUUUCCACUCUGCUGUGUCUUGACAGCGACUGGGGCUUCUUGCUGUUAUCUCCUGUCUCAUCUCUUCGGUAGAGCAGUCGUCAUGAAGUACUUCUCACAGAGAGUACAACCAUUGCAAAAAAAGGUUGAGGAGAAUCUUGAUGGUCUGUUUUUCUUCCUACUCUUUCUGAGAUUAUUUCCCAUGUCACCAAACUGGUUCCUUAAUAUGACCUCACCGAUCAUCGGAAUACCUCUCUUCCAGUUCUUCCUAUCUGUUUUAAUAGGUUUAAUGCCUUACAACUUCAUCUGCAUUCAAACUGGUAGUAUAUUAUCGGAAGUGACCUCACUUAAUGAGAUUAUUACGCUCAACGUUAUGCUGCGACUGGGAGGGAUGGCGUUGGUGGCGCUAUUACCCGGUCUCCUCUUCAGGAAGUACAAGAAGGGAACAGCCAAGAAGGAUUAGACGGGCAUACAGGGUCGAGGAAAGUAUUUGUAUAAUUAGCAGAAUUAUAUUAUUAUAAAUUAAACAUUAAAGUGACUUUUAUCUCAAUACCCUAAAGGUGAACUUUCAGAACCAGUCUAAACGCAACGCAAAUUGUGCAUAUAUUUGACCAGAAGAGGGCACUUUCAAUGGCAAAUUUCCUUACAUCACAAUUACAGUAUUAUCUGUUUCGACUGCUAGUACGUCAUUUUCUGUAUCAAAGGCGAAAUAAAAUAUGAACUUGGAAAAAAAGGCUUAAGCUUCACUUAAGUUUUACAGGUGAACUUUGCUCUUGAAGGGGCUCACCAAUUUUCUUCUGGGCCCAAUUUCAUAGAGCUCCUUGAGCACAAAAUUUUGUGUAAGCAAAUAAUUCAUUGCUUGGUAAAAUCAGAUUACCGGCCAAGACUCCACUCAAUUGUUAUGCUAAGUAAACAACAGCUAAAUACUAGU
Messenger RNA from Asterias rubens (European starfish), 1312 nucleotides. RefSeq names its product transmembrane protein 41A-A-like. Bases 80 to 844 code for a protein of 254 amino acids. The record is from RefSeq and is a predicted model, not a curated record. The transcript has 5 exons. Lineage: Eukaryota; Metazoa; Echinodermata; Asteroidea; Forcipulatida; Asteriidae.